AUGCUUCCGCCGGGCUUCACCUUCCAGCCCUCCGACCAAGAUCUCGUCCUUCACUUCCUCCUCAGGUGGAUCCAUGGCCUGCAGCUCUGUCGCAAUGUCGUCCAAGAGGCCGACGCCUACGCCCGGGAGCCGGAGGCGCUCCUCCGCGGCCGGCAGAAGGCCUACUUCUUCACCACCCUCAAGCCCUCCAGCCGCAACUCGUCCCAGGUGGCCCGCCGGGCAGGGAGGGGCACUUGGACGCUCAAUACCAGCAAGCAAGGCGAUCCCAUCAAGUUGGCCGUCGCCGGCGAGCACAAGGUCAUCGUGUGGUUCAAGCGCCACCUUUCCUUCCACCUCGGCAACGCGAAGAAUUCCACCGGCUUCGUCAUGGACGAGUUCUCGCUAAGCAGUAGUUAUGCUCCAUCCAAUGCCAAAGGCCGCCCGGGUCAAAAGGUGUUGUGUGUGAUAAGACAGACCCAGAGAGCCAUCAACGACGCAGCAAAAAGAAAAAGACAGCAGCUUCAAACGUGGUCGCCGCCGCCCACCCCUGCCGCCGGCGUUCGCAAAGUGUCCAACGCGCGUCUCCAAAAGCUCCAGCUGUUGUACAUCUUUAGAAGCAUGAAACGAUGGGGCUUGACCACCGCCGAGGAAGAAGCGCAGUUAAAGAAUUUGAUGCAUGAUCCACAAGUAGAUGAGAACCAUCCAACGAUCAAGAACAUGGUUGCACAGUUUGCGGAUCGAGCCAGCCAACUUGAUUCGAUUCAUCAUGGUUCUCUCUCUUGA
Messenger RNA from Musa acuminata subsp. malaccensis (wild Malaysian banana), 762 nucleotides. Its product is annotated as NAC domain-containing protein 68-like. The record is from RefSeq and is a predicted model, not a curated record. NCBI's taxonomy places the organism in Eukaryota, Viridiplantae, Streptophyta, Magnoliopsida, Zingiberales, Musaceae. Gene Ontology annotation, molecular function: DNA binding. Gene Ontology annotation, biological process: regulation of DNA-templated transcription.